UUUUUGCUUACAUAACUGUACCGCAGUUAAUACCACAGUCAACAUCCGCUGCAGAGAUGAUUCGAACUGUGUGUGGAAGAAUUUUGUCUGCAGCAUCAGCUCAGGUGCGGACCUUCCACCGCACCACAGCAGUAUCUGGAUCACAGUCAUUUGUGCACAGAGAUUCACCAGAAAAUAGUCCUAACACACCUUUUGAAUUCACACAGGAAAAUUUGAAGAGGGCAGAGGUCAUCAUUGGUAAUUACCCAGAAGGCCAUGAGGCAGCAGCUGUGAUUCCACUUCUUGAUAUUGCACAAAGACAACACGGAUGGCUUCCUAUCUCAGCCAUGCACAAGGUAGCAGAAAUGCUUCGCAUGCCCAAGAUGAGAGUGUAUGAAGUUGCCACAUUUUACACAAUGUUUAACAGGAAGCCAGUGGGUAAAUAUUUUGUUCAGAUCUGCACCACCACCCCCUGUAUUCUGGGAGGAGUUGGGUCGGAUGUUAUACUGAAGGCAAUUGAGGAAAACUUAGGAAUUAAGCCAGGUGAGAUGACAAAUGAUGGGGAGUUCAGUUUGCUGGAGGUGGAGUGCCUGGGGGCCUGUGUAAAUGCCCCCAUGGUGCAGAUUAACGACGACUAUUAUGAAGACUUGACUGUUGAUGAUAUUAACAGAAUAUUGAAUGACAUUAAACAAGGCAAAAAACCCACACCAGGGCCACAGAGUGGUCAGAAUCACCGAUUUGCCUCAGAACCUAAGGGUGGGUUGACCUGUCUAACAGAACCACCCACAGGGCCAGGAUUUGGAGUUAGACCCGAUUUAUAAGAAUAAAAAUUCACUGACAAUGCAUGUACUGUUAAAAUGUGGAAAAUUGAUGAAAAUGUUCUGUGGCUGUUAUGAACUUGUACAUAUUUUGUAUGGUCUUACAGAAAACUGAAAUAAAAUAUUCAAAACUCUU
This is a messenger RNA of Ostrea edulis (European flat oyster), 933 nucleotides long. Its product is annotated as NADH dehydrogenase [ubiquinone] flavoprotein 2, mitochondrial-like. Gene Ontology annotation, molecular function: NADH dehydrogenase activity. NCBI's taxonomy places the organism in Eukaryota, Metazoa, Mollusca, Bivalvia, Ostreida, Ostreidae. Bases 57 to 800 code for a protein of 247 amino acids. The transcript has 9 exons. Gene Ontology annotation, biological process: mitochondrial electron transport, NADH to ubiquinone. The record is from RefSeq and is a predicted model, not a curated record.